AUGGGGCCUCCUAAUACAAGGAGAAGAGAUAAGCGGUGCGAAUAUCAUAAGGACCAUGGCCACGAUACCGACAGUUGUUAUGCACUGAAGGACCACUUGGAAGAGUUGGAACAAGACGACCAACUGGCGCAACACGUCCGAAAGAACAAUCCAUCGAACACGGUAGCCCUACGACCGGAUUCACCUCCACUUGAUGUAAUUCACAUGAUAUACAGCCUACCGUCAUCAGCUGAGGUACAUGCAAUUCAGUUACAACCUAGCCUGCAUAAUCCAAUCACACCAGCCAAAUUGCCCCAUGAAACUGAGAGGAUUAGCUUCGAUGACACCGACUUAGUUGGAGUAACUCUCCCCCACGCCGAUCUCCUCGUUGUCGAGUUACGCGUGAACAGAUUCACAGUCGAACGUGUUCUCAUUAAUCAAGGAGGCACUUCAGAAAUAAUGUAUUACAAGACGUUUGUUAAACUCGGCUUCACUAACUCAGAUUUGUUGUCGACCGAUUACCCAUUAUUCGGCUUCAACGCUAACCCCGAGUCACAAUUGGGAAGAACUUGGUUGCAUACUAUACAAGCUGUGCCGAACACCUACCAUCAAUUACUCUGCUUUCCAAUUGAGUAUGGCAUUGAACAAAUUUGGGAUUCUCAGAAAUCGACACAAGCAUGCUACCUUGUUACUGCUGCAAAGAGGCCAAAGGAAUUAGAAGUGAAUUUGAUUGAAGUACCGGAUCGAGGAGCCUCAAGGACAUUGGGAAAAUCCCCAGCGAAAAGGCAACUGAAGACUUGGAUCGGAUCGAAAUCAAUGGGAAUCCUAACAAGUUCUUCAUGA
Messenger RNA from Camellia sinensis, 822 nucleotides. The record is from RefSeq and is a predicted model, not a curated record. NCBI's taxonomy places the organism in Eukaryota, Viridiplantae, Streptophyta, Magnoliopsida, Ericales, Theaceae.